Messenger RNA from Phoenix dactylifera (date palm), 1110 nucleotides. NCBI's taxonomy places the organism in Eukaryota, Viridiplantae, Streptophyta, Magnoliopsida, Arecales, Arecaceae. The record is from RefSeq and is a predicted model, not a curated record.
GACAAAGCGGGCCAUCAUCAACUUUCUGACAUACUGUGAUACGAAGAUCUUCUUUCACAAGUCAGUUGAUGCUUCGGAUAAGGUGCACAACGCCUCAUACAUCCUCAGACUUAUGGAUGAGGUGAUUGAUCAGAUUGGAGAGGAGAAUAUCGUGCAGGUCGUCACUGAUAACGGGCCGCAAUAUAAGUUGGCCGGGCAGGUCUUGAUGGAGCGGCGACCACAAAUUUUCUGGACCCCAUGUGCUGCACAUUGCAUCGACCUCAUCCUGAUGGACAUUGGAAAGAUCCGUAGGGUGCAACAUACGGUGGAGAUAGCCUAACGCAUCACCAGGUAUAUUUAUAGCCAUACUUGGGUUCUUUCAUUAAUGAGAAAGUAUGUAAGGGGAGAAAUUCUUAGACCAGGAGUCACACGGUUUGCUACGAAUUACAUUGCACUUGAUAGCCUUAUCGAGAAGAAAGGAGCCCUACUUUAGAUGUUUGUCAGUUCCGAGUGGUAGGAAAGUAGAUAUGCCCAGGCCCGCACUGAAGGAAGCAGAAUGUAAAACUUGGUAAACAUGCAGUCAUUCUAGCAGCGGGCCAAUGCGAUAGUCAAGGCUAUCAAACCAUUAUAUCAAGUGCUGCGGGUCGUGGAUAGCGAGAGGUACCCCCAGAUGGGCUUUUUGUAUCACAUGAUGGAGAAGGCAAAGGCUCAGAUCAUGGAGGCAGAUGUAGCCCAUGCCCAGGAGUACAUCGACAUCAUUGAGCAUCGGUGGGGAGCCCAAAUGGGUAGGGAAUUGCAUCUAGCAGCAUACUAUCUGAAUCUCCGGUUUCAGUACGAGAGUGGAAUUGGUAUGGAUGAUGAACUUCUUCAUGCUCUGCGUAAUGUUAUUUAUAAGAUGGAGCCUGAUCCAGAAGUCGCCGCGUCAUGUAUAGAAGAGACCAAAUUAUUUAGAGAGGGCAGCCAUAGCUUUGGACAGCGACCAGCUGUCGUGAGCAAGACAACUAUGAAUCUAUGUACAAUACAAAUCUGCAAGACACCUCUGCAUCUGAAUUAUCUUCAAAUAUGAGGCCAUCAUAUAUGUAAAAUGUAAUUAUCUUCAAUAUUUUUGCAGCUGAAUGGUGGAUUCAUUUU